GGCUCAGAAUAAAGCAAGAAAUGGAUGCUAAAACACCUUCCUCAAUCAAAAGGAUGCAAAGGGAAGAGGUAACGCAGUGCUUCAUAUGUAGAACAGAUUUUCUGCAGCGCAAAAAGUUGUUGGAUCACCUACGGAUAGAACACGAGGGAGAACUUCCAUUCGACUGCAAAAAGUGUGUGUCAGAGACCAUUAGAAACCUCAAUCGACUUAACCUGCAUCACCAACAGCACGAUCCACAGUUGAAACGGUGCUGUUUAUACUGCCCGGCACGGUUUUCGUGCGGGCAAGCCGUUAGCAGACACAUGCGCAAGUUACAUCGCGCUCAGUACGAUAUGGAUGCGGAGAAGAAUCGUCGAUUCGUGUGUCGUUACUGCCAGCAAAAGUUUACAAAAAAGUAUGAUCUUCUAAAGCACGAGAAAAAGCAUUUCCAACUACCAAAUGACACUAACGAUGGCACAAAUUAUUCCGAGCGUGAGCUACGAUGCUAUAUAUGCAACGAUUUUACUGGAGAAUCUCGUGACAAACUGAACAAACAUGUCCGUCUACAUUCGGACUGGUUACCCUAUCAGUGCGAUAAGUGCGACAAAAAGUUGAUCAAUUCGGCACGAGUACUGUGUGAACAUUUGCGCCAACACGUGGAAGGCUUGGCAAUAAAAUGCGUAUACUGCGAAAAGCGAUUCGUAUCGUUGGCUGAUUGUCAGCACCACGAAGAAAAAAAUCACGUACAGGAGAAGCAAAUGGAUGAGUUGCAGGAAGCCAAAAUACAGGCCGAAAUCUACGACACCAAAAUAGUUGUGAUCGAAGGCCAGAAGCGUUUUCAGUGCGACUACUGUGAGCGAUCGUACACUUUACUCAGUACGCUACGAAGGCAUGUGCAUAUUCACUCGCUGGCAAAUAGCCUCGCAUGCCAGUUUUGUGGUAAAGUUUUUAGCAAUUCAGCGUCGUUAGGAUUGCAUGAGAAGCGUAACCAUGACGCCAGCAGCCCAUUUUCCUGUGAUGUUUGCAGCAAAUGUUUUAAAGAUACGAGGCGACUAAUCGAACAUCGACGAACACACUCGGGAGAAAAACCUUUCAUCUGCGAAAUAUGUGGUAAAUGUUUCCGCAUCCGCCAAAUUCUUCGUGAGCACAAACUGAGCUGUUUUGGGCCUGAGACCACCCAGCGUUGCUUUUGUAGGCUUUGCUCACAAAUGUUCGAAAAUCUUCCCAAGGCGUUGGAGCACGUGAAGGCAUCGCACAAUCAGGAAAUCCCAGAAACAAAGUGUUGCUCCUGCGAUUUGUUGUUCCGUGAUGCGGAAUCUCUGGUGGAACAUGAAUUCCGCCACACUCUUCCAGGCAUAAUUACAUGCAAGGUAUGCAAUCGUAUCUUCAAGCACCAUAAGAACCUCAUGCGCCAUAUUAAAAUGCAUGCUGACCAACCCGUACCGUAUAUGUGUGAUCUAUGCGGUAAAACUUUCACACAAAAAGGAUCGUUGACUAUUCACCGGCGCAUACAUACUGGGGAGAGACCCUUCUCUUGCGAAUUGUGUCACAAAGGCUUCGUGGACAAGAAGGAAAGACGACGCCACUACACAUCUCACUUCAAUCCUCAAAGCAAACUGUACAUACCAGAUGCUCACACUAUAGCCGCUCCACCGGAGGCAGGCCCGAACGGAAAGAAGUAUAAGACGUACAACUGUAAAAUUUGUGGGCGCCAAUUUACUUCAAGCUCGAAUCUUGCGAAACAUGUUACUACUCAUACCGGAGAAAAGAAAUAUAUGUGCGAGUUUUGUGACAAACGCUUCAGUCAGGGGGGACAACUUACAGUGCAUCGUCGAAUUCAUACUGGAGAGCGACCUUUUGCAUGUGAAAACUGCGGUGACCGCUUUCUAGACGGCAGUAGUUUCAAGCGUCAUAAAACACAACAUCUAUGCAAAGCGCACGAUAAGGCGCCGUCGUUCGCACAGAGUGCGAUGCCGGGAAGGAUACUACCAUCGGUUUCAACGCCCAUUGACGGUGAACAAAAUCAGUGUCAAGUACCACUGCCAGCUUCGAGCAUAGAACAACUUCCGGUUUCAUUAUCUAGUGGAAUUGCACCAAUGUCGCUAACAUCGGACUCCGUGCUGGUCGCGCCAACAUAUUUGUUAUAAGUUUU
This is a messenger RNA of Anopheles cruzii, 2131 nucleotides long. Its product is annotated as zinc finger protein 271-like. The transcript is spliced from 2 exons. NCBI's taxonomy places the organism in Eukaryota, Metazoa, Arthropoda, Insecta, Diptera, Culicidae. The coding region runs from base 21 to 2126 and encodes 701 amino acids. The record is from RefSeq and is a predicted model, not a curated record.